Corylus avellana is the source of this 610-nucleotide messenger RNA. RefSeq lists its product as uncharacterized. NCBI's taxonomy places the organism in Eukaryota, Viridiplantae, Streptophyta, Magnoliopsida, Fagales, Betulaceae. The record is from RefSeq and is a predicted model, not a curated record.
AUGGGUAACAGUCUAAGGUGUUGUUUGGCUUGUGUUCUUCCCUGUGGAGCGCUAGACUUGAUCCGAAUCGUCCAUUUGAACGGCUACGUAGAUGAGAUUACCGGUCCAGUCAAGGCCGGUGAGAUCCUCAAAGCCAACCCAAAUCACGUCCUUAGCAAACCAUGCUCCCAAGGCGUUGUACGUAAAAUUUUGAUACUCUCGCCGGAUUCCGAGCUCAAGAGAGGAAGCAUAUACUUCCUGAUCCCGGCGUCCUCGCUACCGGAGAAGAAAAAGGCCGGCGCUAAGAAGUCCUCCAAGAAGACCUCCAAAAAGUCCGAUGAUCGUCGUAAUUAUCUAGCAGCAGAUAUCAUCUCCGACAAGAAAUCCUCACGUAGGGAUCGUAGGACUGGCCUGGUUGGAGUAUGGCGGCCUCAUCUUGAGAGCAUCUCCGAAGACUAAUUAACGCACUUUUUUUUUUCCGGUGCCGGAAUCUGACAUGUCCGGCCGGGUAUGACCAAAGUGGUUCAAUCAUGCAAUGGGGCCGAUUUUUUAAUGUACGUGGGGUUAUUGGUUUUGUGGAUAAUUAAGUUUCACUUUCUUUGCCUUUUUGUUAUUUCGGUCUGCGUAUAAU